This is a messenger RNA of Symbiodinium sp. CCMP2456, 915 nucleotides long. Lineage: Eukaryota; Dinophyceae; Suessiales; Symbiodiniaceae. The record is from the annotation of a GenBank genome assembly.
AUGAACUUACUGAGGGGCUUUCUGGAUAAUGCACCGGCCCCUCCGGCCACGUCGUCGCCGAGUGGCUUCCUCUUCAAGGGCCCAGGAAUGCCCUCGAAGCUUUUCUACCCCAUCCCCAGCAAGACGUCGCCAAGUGGAAUCGAGAUGGCCGAAGACAUUCCUGGCAUCAGUGGGUUCGAUCUGGAGGCUUUCCUGGCCUCACAGAAGAGGACAAGCGAAGACGCCCAGCGAGAAGCCCGAGAUCCUUUCGGUCGGCAUCGCUGGGUCUGUCUUCAGAACCUUCAGACAGAGGCUCUCAACGGCAAGUAUGCAGAGAUUGUUGUUCCAGCCAACGAAGACGGCCGUUUCGGUGUCCGCGUGCAGGGGGAGCCAGUCCCAAAACUCAUCAAGAAAGAGAACCUGAAGCCGAUAGAUGAUGCGGAGACGGUGCAGGUGUGCCGCGUUGCAGCCAAAGGCGAAUCACAGUUUAUUGGUGGCUACAUUCAGAACACACGUUGGCCACGUGCGAUUCUGAGCAGCAUGUCGGGGACGGUUUCUCCGAUUUCGGUGAAACUUGGCUUUCCGCUGCAUGUAAUUCGGGUCCAGGCUCGUUCCAAGCUCUCAGACCGUGCGGAGUUCGACAAUCAGUGGGCUACGUACAUGCUCAUCGAUCCUGGGUCCGGGUUUGCACCAGACGAGUGGCAGUCUUUCGUGGGACCCGUAGUGGUGUGGAGGCCAGAUGGAGAUGUUUCUUCGGAUGAUGUGUCUCUUCUGAACGACUUCGUGUCAAACCUCUUAAACGGUCCGUACUGCGAGGGCACUCUCGACCCGGACCGUGACCUCACGCCGGCGGCAUGGGCUCGUCAUCGCGAGCGCACUUUGGAGAACUUGCGGCUGAACCCGCGCAUGGAGCAAUACGAAGAUCUGCACAUCUGA